Maylandia zebra (zebra mbuna) is the source of this 1771-nucleotide messenger RNA. RefSeq names its product N-lysine methyltransferase SMYD2. Gene Ontology annotation, molecular function: protein binding. The record is from RefSeq and is a predicted model, not a curated record. Gene Ontology annotation, cellular component: nucleus. Lineage: Eukaryota; Metazoa; Chordata; Actinopteri; Cichliformes; Cichlidae.
AUGAGUGACUUUUGCCAAGAGGCUUAACACUUUAAUAGCUGUAAAAUCGCUGUGUAGCUCCGAAAACCCAUCGGCUGCUUGUUUGCUGGGUCCAUUCUGUGCCUGGAUGCCACUGUGAACUAUUAUUGGGAUGGUAACGCCCUAACACUUGAUGCCACAUCCCCCUUCUCUUCCAAGUCUCUGGGCUCAUUCUGAGAGAAGACACCCCGGGCAGAAGGCACAAUGAUGGGCAGCAUCAAAGGACUCGAGAGGUUUGACAGCCCGGGGAAGGGACGAGGGCUCCGGGUAACCAGACCAUUUAAAGUUGGAGAGCUCCUGUUUUCCUGCCCAGCCUACUCCCACGUGCUGUCAGUGAAAGAGAGAGGCUGCUACUGCGAGUUCUGCUUCACCAGGACACAGCAUUUGGCAAGAUGUGGGAAGUGCAAGAAAGCCUUCUACUGCAAUGUGAAAUGUCAGAAAGGGGACUGGGCCAUGCACAAGCUGGAGUGUUCGGCAAUGGUUGCUUUUGGAGAGAACUGGUGCACGUCAGAGAUAUCCAGGCUGGUGGCGCGAAUCCUUGCAAAGAAGAAAAUGCAGAAAGAACGAUGCGUUUGUGAGAAGAUGUUGCUCAUAGGAGAGAUGCAAUCACACACAGAGGAUGAAGAUAAUGAGAAAAGAGAGAUGACCGAGGCAGACAUUGCCAGAUUCCAUCGCUUUUACUCCAAACAUCUGGAUGUGCCGGACCACAAAGAGCUACUCACGCUCUUCUCCCAGGUUGGCUGCAAUGGUUUCACUAUAGAGGAUGAUGAACUUUCCCACUUGGGUACUGCAGUCUAUCCAGACAUGGCCCUGAUAAACCACAGCUGCCUUCCCAGCGUCAUAGUCACGUACAAAGGGACAUCGGCUGAAGUUCGGGCAGUGCAGGACAUGAAACCUGGAGAUGAAGUGCUUAUCAGCUACAUAGACCUCCUCUACCCAACAGAUGACCGCAAUAACAGGCUGAGAGAGUCCUAUUACUUUCUCUGUGACUGCCAGGAAUGUAAAAGCAAGUCAAAGGACAAGGCAAAGUUAAAAGUACGUAAGCAGAGUGAUUCCAUUGAGCCAGAUGUCAUCAACAACAUGGUUCGUUACGCCCGGAAAACUAUCAGAGAGUUCCGGGAAUUCAAACACACAAAGACCCCUAGUGAGUUGCUGGAGAUGUGCGAGCAGAGCCUGGAGGAAAUGGGAGCCGUGUUUGAUGACUCCAAUGUGUACAUGCUCCACAUGAUGUACCAAGCCAUGGGGAUUUGCAUGUACAUGCAAGAUCUAGAUGGAGCUAUCAGAUAUGGCGAGAAGCUUCUCAAACCUUACAGUCAUCUCUAUCCACCUUACUCCCUUAAUGUCUCGUCCGUCUACCUGAAACUGGGCCGAUUGUACUUGGGACUAGAGAGGCAAUCAGCGUGCACCAGCGCUCUCAAAAAGGCAAUGGCUAUAAUGGAGGUGGCUCAUGGGAAGGAUCACUUUUACAUUGAAGAGCUGCGUAAAAUGAUAGCACAAAAAUAAAGAGAACAAGAGAGAAAUACCAAGACUGAUCCAUAAGGACUGCAUACACUUUCCAAACUUUGUCUUAUCCAAAUAAUUUAUCUUGGUUUUUUCAGGAGUAUGUCUUCACGGUUAUUUAUCCUGCAUCUUCCUAUCAGUUAGACGCAGGAUACUUUUGCAACAAGCAGGUAUUUAUUGUGGAAUUUGCAUGAAAAUAUGACUUUGUGGAAGGUGUUUUGUUUUUUAAAUCAAGUAAAUAACUUUGAUUUGG